AUGCAAAACCUUGUGUUUUUCAUCGUUUUCAAUUGUAUUAUUGCGAAAUGCUCUGCAAUGGUUGGUGGAAUAACGAAUCAGGAUGCAAAUAACCAGAAAUAUACUGUGGGUUUGAAUUUUUGUUUUUGAAUCUGACACGAAAAAUCGGAAAUCGAACAAAAUUUUUAAAUCACAGGCUUUUUUUCGAAAAAAAGCCCAAUUGUUAUCAGAUCUAGGAGUUAGCUUAGUUUUAGUGUUUUCUAAACAAUUCGGAACAUUUCAAAAAAUAUAUAAAUUCAAACCACGCGCGUUGUCGUCAACGCGGAGUCUCGUUGUUUUCUUUUUUUUUUUUUUCGGAAAGUUCUCUAGUUUUACAGGAUUUUUCAGGACGUUGACAACAUAGUGAAAUUCUUGAAUUUUUUAGGACCUUGCUUGGAAAGCAGUUGCACAAAUCAACAACCAAUCUUCAAACAAUAGAUCAUAUUAUUAUGUGCCAAUAAAGGUACAUACAUUUUCCCCCCAAAAAAAAUGUAGAUAAAAAACAUUAUAUAUUUUUAGGUGGUAAAGGCAUCAACACAAGUUGUUGGUGGUCUCAGCACGGAUCUCGAAGUUCUUGCCGGCGAAUCUUCGUGCAAGAAGGGAGAACUUCAAGCACAACAAAUUUCAGCAUCCAAUUGUCAAGCCAAACAGGGAGGAUCACGCGCGGUAAAUUUUUUCGGUUUUAGAUUUAAAAAAUCCAAAAUAAAUAUGGUUUUUGCAGCUCAUCAAAGUCAACAUCUGGGAGAAACCAUGGGAGAACUUUGAGCAAAUCAAUGCUGAAAAAAUUCGUGAUGUUUCUGCUAACGAACAAUUUUAA
This is a messenger RNA of Caenorhabditis angaria, 835 nucleotides long. NCBI's taxonomy places the organism in Eukaryota, Metazoa, Nematoda, Chromadorea, Rhabditida, Rhabditidae. The record is from the annotation of a GenBank genome assembly.